This is a messenger RNA of Bradysia coprophila, 2659 nucleotides long. RefSeq names its product Vacuolar protein sorting 35 (gene Vps35). The record is from RefSeq and is a predicted model, not a curated record. NCBI's taxonomy places the organism in Eukaryota, Metazoa, Arthropoda, Insecta, Diptera, Sciaridae. Gene Ontology annotation, biological process: retrograde transport, endosome to Golgi; intracellular protein transport. Gene Ontology annotation, cellular component: retromer, cargo-selective complex; retromer complex; late endosome.
CGAACGGUCAAUUGAUAAACGUUUGAGCGAGUGAAAAAUGUACCCGUGGAAUUCAUUGUACGACAGCAGCAGCCAAUUCACCUAUUUGACAGAAUUCCAACAUCAGUAUCGUUUCUCUGAUGAUACGUCGAAAAGGUCAUCGGCAGUCAGGACCUUAACCACCGUAAUGGACGACCAAGAGAAAUUGCUGGGCGAUGCCAUUGCCAUUGUACGAAGUCAAGCAUUCCAAAUGAAACGGUUCCUCGACAAAAGUCGCUUAAUGGAUGCAUUGAAGAGUGCCAGCACCAUGUUGGCUGAGCUGAGAACGUCGCUGUUGUCACCGAAAAGUUACUACGAACUGUACAUGGCCAUAACGGAUGAGCUACGUCACCUGGAACUGUAUUUGUUGGACGAAUUUGAAAAGGGCAGAAAGGUGGCCGAUCUGUACGAAUUGGUACAGUACGCUGGGAAUAUUGUGCCUCGCUUGUAUUUGCUGAUCACCGUGGGCUUGGUGUACAUUAAAACGAAUAAUUCGUUGAAACGGAGCAUCCUCAAGGAUUUAGUCGAAAUGUGCCGUGGCGUUCAAAAUCCAUUGCGUGGCCUGUUUCUGCGGAACUAUUUGCUGCAGUGCACCCGCAACAUUUUGCCCGAUGUUCUGCAGUCCGACGACGAACAGGAGGGCGUCGUUUACGAUUCCAUUGACUUUGUGCUGAUGAAUUUCGCCGAAAUGAAUAAGCUCUGGGUGCGAAUGCAACAUCAGGGCCAUUCCAGCGAACGGACACGACGCGAAAAGGAACGCGAAGAGCUGAAAAUUCUGGUCGGAACGAAUUUGGUGCGGCUGUCGCAACUGGAAUCGGCAACGUUGGAAACUUAUCAACGGUUGGUGUUACCGGGCAUUUUGGAACAGGUUGUCAGCUGUCGGGAUGCCAUUGCACAACAAUAUUUGAUGGAGUGUAUCACCCAGGUAUUUCCCGACGAAUUCCAUUUGCAAACACUGGAUCCAUUCCUGAAAUCGUGUGCUCAGCUGCAGCCGGGUGUCAACGUGAAAAACAUUAUCAUUUCGCUGAUCGAUCGACUCGCUGCGUACAAUUUGCGAAAUGCCAAGACUGUGACUGAACCGGGCGAGGAAAUCACCCCGAUAAUUCCGCAAAACGUUCAAUUGUUCGAGGUGUUCAGCAUUCAGAUUGCGAACAUCGUUCAAGUCCGUACCGAUAUGCCGUUGGAGGAUACCGUAUCUCUGCAAGUAUCGCUAGUGAGUUUGGCUCAGAAGGUCUAUCCAGAUCGGGUGGAUUAUGUGGACAAAGUGCUCGAAACAACCAUUCAAAUUUUGGAUCGGCUGAACAUGCAUAAUAUUGCGCAUACUCUGUCCGUGAACCAGGAAUUGUCACGACUGUUGCGCCUCUGCAUCGAUUUCUACAACAACAUUUUAACGUUGAUCCAACUGAAAUUCUUCAGUCCGUUGCUGGAGAAAUUCGACUACACGUCGCGAAAAGCGCUCGCCUUGUACAUCGUACUGAACAUCCUGGAAAACGAAACGCUCAUUCCCACCGCUGAUGAAGCAGACUCUGUUCUUGUCAUGAUAGCACCGCUGAUCAAAGAUGACAAUGAACAAGCGCCCGAAAAACUCGAUCCGGAAGAUUUUGCCGAAGAGCAGGGCAUAGCCGGCCGAUUCGUUCAUCUGCUGAAAAGUGACGAUCCCGACAUGCAAUACAAAAUACUGCAGAUCGCUCGCAAACACUUCGGUUUGGGCGGAACGCAACGCAUCAAACACGUGCUGCCGCCGUUGAUCUUUCAAGCGUUUCAAUUGGCCAACAAAUACAAACAGAUUGCCGACGAGGAUGCGAAUUGGGACAAAAAGUGCCAGAAGAUAUUGCAGUUCUGUCACAGUACGAUAUCGGUGCUGGCUCGGGCUGAUUUGCCCGAUUUGGCGUUGAGAUUGUAUCUGCAGGGUGCUCUGGUAAUCGGACAGAUCGGUUACACGAAUCAUGAGACGGUGGCGUACGAUUUUAUGACACAGGCUUUCUCAUUGUACGAGGAUGAGAUAUCCGACUCAAAAUCUCAGCUGGCUGCAAUAACACUGAUUAUGUCGACAUUCGAGCAAAUGACCUGUUUCGGAGAAGAAAAUGCCGAACCGUUGCGAACAAACUGUGCCCUGGCUGCGUCCAAGCUGUUAAAGAAGCCAGAUCAAUGCCGUGGAGUCGUUACGUGCGCCAGUCUAUUUUGGAGCGGAAAAAAAAAUGGCGAAGAGAUGCGUGACGAGAAACGAACCCUGGAAUGUCUGAAGAAAGGUGCACGCAUUGCGUCACAGUGCUUGGACACUGGUGUACAAGUGCAAUUGUAUGUGGAAUUGCUCAAUCACUAUUUGUUCUACUUUGAGCGCGGCAAUUCGUUGAUAACGAUCACGAUGCUGAAUCAAUUGAUUGCCAAGAUCAAUGAAGAGCUGCCGAAUUUGGAGCAAUGCGAGGAGACGAAACAAAUUGAAAUGCACAGCAACAAUACGUUGGCGCACAUAAAAUUGCGCAUGGAUUCAGUGGCAAAUGAGAGCGGGUUGGAUGUGUCGUUUGCUGGCAUUGCUUUGAAUUAGGAACGAAAGUUAUUUUAAUCAAAUUUAUUUAGUUUAAGCGAAAAAGUAUAAAUUGUAACAUUGUCUCAAGAGUAUUAAACACGAUAUUGUAUAUGA